CAUGUAUAUUCAUAAAACGAUGCUUUUCGCCAAUGUUUUGAAAUAAUUUUGUAUCAAAUAUGUGUUCAUAUCCGACGGUAUACGCUGUGAAAUUAAACGCGCGCACCCAGAUUGCCCACAUUGCACCGCAUCACCGUGAGUUCACUGCAGUACUUCAGUGAAAUUAGCUUGACUAGCGGGUGUAUUGCUAAGCUAGGAUAUUAGCAUCUUGUAUAUGUGCACAGUAGGUUGAAUAAGCAGCAUCGUAAAGAAUGGCUGGAAGCGCAGGAGAGUGGUGUCUGAUGGAGAGUGACCCUGGCGUGUUCACAGAACUGAUAAAAGGAUUCGGUUGCAAAGGCGCCCAGGUUGAAGAGAUAUGGAGUAUGGAGCCAGAGAACUUUGACAACUUGAAACCAGUUCACGGGUUGAUUUUCCUGUUCAAGUGGCAGCCAGGCGAGGAGCCAGCAGGAUCUAUCGUUCAGGAUUCAAGGCUUGACCACAUCUUCUUUGCAAAACAGGUCAUUAACAACGCCUGUGCCACGCAGGCAAUAGUCAGCGUUCUGCUCAACUGCUCCCAUUCUGACAUGUUGCUUGGGGACACACUGACAGAGUUCAGAGAGUUUUCACAGAGUUUCGAUGCCGCUAUGAAAGGUUUGGCUCUUAGCAACUCUGAAGUGAUCCGACAAGUUCACAACAGCUUUGCCAGACAGCAAAUGUUUGAAUUUGAUGCAAAGUCCACAGCAAAGGACGAGGACGCCUUUCACUUUGUGAGCUAUGUUCCUGUAAACGGCAGACUAUACGAGCUGGAUGGACUUCGAGAGGGACCAAUUGACCUGGGUGCAUGCAACCAGGAUGACUGGAUCAGCGCAGUUCGCCCAGUGAUCGAGAAAAGAAUACAGAAGUAUAGUGAAGGAGAGAUCCGAUUCAACCUAAUGGCCAUUGUGUCAGACAGGAAGAUGAUAUACGAGAGAAAAAUCGCAGAGCUCCAGACCCAGCUUACUGAGGAUGAACCAAUGGACACAGACCAGAGCAGCACGUUUCUUAGCUCCAUCCAGUCAGAGAUUGCCAAGUACCAGCUCCUUAUUGAAGAAGAAAAUCAGAAACUUAAAAGAUAUAAGAUUGAAAACAUUCGGCGAAAGCACAACUACCUUCCUUUCAUCAUGGAGCUACUGAAGACACUGGCAGAGUACCAACAGUUAAUACCUUUGGUGGAAAAGGCGAAGGAGAAACAAAGCGCCAAAAAAGCCCAGGAGGCCAAGUAAACAACAAACCCUUCAACAGAGAAGCUUCUAAUCACACGCACAUGCAUCCAGAACCCUACAGUCACCCUUUAUUCACUGAGCCACAUACAGAUACUGUUCAUCAUCUGUCAUAUUCAUAUUAAUGACCAAGGGUGGUCUGCAGCACUUCCUCACUGUGGCAAUCUGUGAACCAUCCAGACAUUAAGAACUGCACUGCAGGUGUAGCAGAGAGACUGUCCGGCAAAAUGCUGUCUCCGUAUGUGUCCAUCAGCUCUACUGCAUGAUAGAAGGAAAGAUGUGCUAAAAUUUUGUUCCGUCUUAUUUUCAUAAUAAAAUGUUUGUGAAUUGGUGUUUUCAUGGA
Perca flavescens (yellow perch) is the source of this 1581-nucleotide messenger RNA. RefSeq names its product ubiquitin carboxyl-terminal hydrolase L5 (gene uchl5). The record is from RefSeq and is a predicted model, not a curated record. Gene Ontology annotation, molecular function: cysteine-type deubiquitinase activity; proteasome binding. NCBI's taxonomy places the organism in Eukaryota, Metazoa, Chordata, Actinopteri, Perciformes, Percidae. Bases 252 to 1241 code for a protein of 329 amino acids. Gene Ontology annotation, biological process: ubiquitin-dependent protein catabolic process; protein deubiquitination. The transcript has 11 exons. Gene Ontology annotation, cellular component: Ino80 complex; cytoplasm.